AUGGCGAACAAUCGACUCGACACCAUCUCACACCAUCUCAACAGCGACACCAUUAACAUUGACACAAUGUCGAAAAUCUUCCAAUUGAUCCCGGGUGUACAGUCGUACGAUUGGGGUAUCAAAGGUACCUCGGCUUCUCGAGUAGCGCAAUUUGCCAGUGCGACAAGACAGCUCAACUUUACCGCCGAAGAAAAUAGACCGUAUGCUGAGCUGUGGAUGGGAACUCACCCCUCUCUCCCCUCCAAGGUUGUUUUGCGGGUUACGGAGGAGUAUGAAGUGUUAUCCGAGUAUCUAGCGAAGCAUCCGGAAUUGGUCGGGAAGAAGGUGGCGGAGAAAUUCAGUGAUGAGAAAAAGGGGUCUUUGCCGUUUUUGUUCAAAGUGUUGAGCGUGGGGAAGGCGUUGAGUAUUCAAGCACAUCCGGAUAAGGAGUUGGGAAAGAGGUUGCAUGGGGAGAGACCGGAUGUGUAUAAGGAUCCGAAUCAUAAACCGGAGAUGGCGAUUGCGUUGACUGCGUUUAGGGGCUUUUGUGGGUUCAGACCUCUAUCCGAGAUCAUUGCGUACAUUAAGAGCGUUCCGCAGUUUGCUGAGCUUGUACAGCUUUCGGACGAGGAUCUCGACAAGGCGGCAAAUGUGACGGAAGAGGGGGAGGUGAAGCGAGUGCUAAAGACUAUCUUUGGCAACUUGAUGAAUUCUUCCCCCUCGAGCUACGAACCGCUAGCAGAACAAUUGGCGGAACGAUACAGGGCUGGGAAAGCAGAUGCAGAAGUAGGCGAGGAGGAGAGGAAUUUGGUUUUGAAGCUAGCGGAAGAGUUCCCGAGAGAUGUGGGCAUCUUCUGCACCUUCCUCCUCAACAUCUCCACUCUCCAACCAGGAGAGGCUCUAUUCCUUCAGGCGAACGAACCACACGCCUAUCUCGAAGGCGAAAUCCUUGAAUGCAUGGCCUCAAGCGAUAACGUAGUUCGCGCUGGACUCACGCCUAAACUUCGCGACACGGAAACACUUAUUUCAAUGUGCACCUAUCAAUCAGGAUCAGACAGAGGUCGAUUAGAGCCAGUACAGUGGAACAAAGCAACGGCGAAAGGCGAGGGUGAGGCACUGCUCUACGAUCCUCCGAUUGAAGAGUUUAGUGUCGUCACAAUGGAUGUUAGAGGCAAGAUGAGGAACGAGGCUGUUGAUGGGCCGAGUAUCUUGUUGGUGUUGGAGGGUGAGGUGGUGGCGGUGGAGGAAGAGGGCGAGGAGGAAAGGUUAAGGUUGGAGAAGGGUCAGUUAGCGUUUAUUGGUGCAGGGGUUGCAGUGGAGAUUUGUGGGGAUGGGGCCAAGUUGGCUAGGGCUUUUGUUGAGGUAUAA
Molecule: messenger RNA, 1347 nt
Organism: Ustilago hordei
Lineage: Eukaryota; Fungi; Basidiomycota; Ustilaginomycetes; Ustilaginales; Ustilaginaceae
Product: putative PMI40 - mannose-6-phosphate isomerase
Exons: 1
Coding region: 1-1347 (448 amino acids)
Biological process (GO): carbohydrate metabolic process; GDP-mannose biosynthetic process
Cellular component (GO): cytosol
Molecular function (GO): mannose-6-phosphate isomerase activity; zinc ion binding
Source: RefSeq, a predicted model, not a curated record